AUGACGUUGCUCAUAAAUACAUGGGCAGACCAAAACACACGAGAGCCAACCAAAGUGCAAAAAAUUCUGAAUGGGGCCAUUUCUAACCAGUCGCGUCACAACCGAGGCCACCAAAAUUCAAACCAAUGCUCCAUGCUCGAAUGGGUUUGGGUCUUGGGAGGCCACGUCGCACUGUUUGUGAGUUGA
Sphenostylis stenocarpa is the source of this 186-nucleotide messenger RNA. The record is from the annotation of a GenBank genome assembly. Lineage: Eukaryota; Viridiplantae; Streptophyta; Magnoliopsida; Fabales; Fabaceae.